AUGCCUUCCCCGAUUGUAACGGCCACGCUUCAGGCGUCCACACUUUCGACAGUGUCAAACCUUUGCGCCCAGUUCAUCCAGGCGUACCAGGAACAGCGACCAUUCCGCCUGGACCUGAUCCAGCUGCUACGCUUCAUUAUCCUCUCCGCCGUCACGUGUCCGCCCAAUUUUCACUGGCAGCAGUUCCUCGAGCGGAGUUUCCCAGCCUACCCGUUGCCCGCACAUGCGCCGACGGACCGUUCCGCCGAGAUCGAGCUGAAGCGCCUCGACAGCGAACCCUCGCGGCUCGAGGAUGGCACCGUCGUCGCGCCGGAGCCCCAGUUUAGCUUGCGCAACACGCUGACCAAGUGGUUCGUCGACUGCAUCACCAUGGGCGCCAUUAUGAACACGGUUGCCUUUCUCGUCAUCAUGGGCGCGCUAAAGGGCCAGGGAUUGGGUCCCAUCUGGUACAACGUCAAGACGCAAACGAUCCCGAUCAUUGUCGCGGGCUACAAGAUUUGGCCUCUGGCGUCUAUCAUCAGCUUCAGUUUUGUACCUGUUCACAGACGCAUUGUGUUCCUGAGCUUUAUUGGCUUGAUUUGGGGUAUCUACAUGAGCCUUGUUGCAGCAAAAGUCUAACCGCAUGAUGUCUGGUGUUCAUGUACAAUGUGUCUGAGAUAUAUGAACGGGACCUUGUGAGCUUCGAUGGCUCGGUCGUAUUCUCAAAGACGAUUGUGUAAUCUAGAGGGGAGGGGAAGACGAGGUACUGUUUUCUGGUUUCCAAUUCUGCAACAGC
This is a messenger RNA of Verticillium alfalfae VaMs.102, 775 nucleotides long. Its product is annotated as Mpv17 / PMP22 family protein. Gene Ontology annotation, cellular component: membrane; cytoplasm. The coding region runs from base 1 to 618 and encodes 205 amino acids. Lineage: Eukaryota; Fungi; Ascomycota; Sordariomycetes; Glomerellales; Plectosphaerellaceae. The transcript is spliced from 3 exons. The record is from RefSeq and is a predicted model, not a curated record.